Messenger RNA from Solea senegalensis (Senegalese sole), 2209 nucleotides. RefSeq names its product ETAA1 activator of ATR kinase a (gene etaa1a). Bases 247 to 2088 code for a protein of 613 amino acids. The transcript is spliced from 7 exons. Lineage: Eukaryota; Metazoa; Chordata; Actinopteri; Pleuronectiformes; Soleidae. The record is from RefSeq and is a predicted model, not a curated record.
CUUGUCUCCUCUUGACUUCUCUUGUCUUCAUAUGUACAGAGACUUGAGAUCAUGUAUGUUGUGAUGUGACGUCAUACAAAUGCAAUCUGAUUUGUUUUGAUUUGAAUCCUCUGCUGCGCAUAUCUGCGCAUGUCCGCGCAGCUUUGUUGCUCUUGAGCACGUCUUCGAAAGGUAUUGUGGGAGGGAGAAGAUGGCGGGACGACCAAAGUUCCGCUGACGGGUUGAAGUCAUGGACAUGGUUCAGGAAUGAACCGCGGUUGCGGACACACGGUGUGUCGGUCCGGUGAAAUGGACUCAGCGGCCGAACUGAGACUGAAUCGGCUGAGCAGGAAGUACCGACAGAGCCAGACGGCGGCGGCGGCGGAGACCGGUUCUCCUCGGAACCACGACUCAGACUUUAAGACUCCGACCAGAAUGUUUGGAUCCACAACAGCUGCUGCUUUCAGCGCAGAGUCUCCUCACAACGACUCAGACGUCCAGCAGGACAUCAUCUGGGAUGCCACGUCUCCUUCACCAAACAGACUCAGAGGUAAAAGAGGAAGAAAACAUGCGACCGGAUUUGUGAACAUCUCGGAGAUCGUCAACAGGAUCGCUCCAAAGCACGGCCGACCACAGGUGAUGGAGCCCACGUUACAGCAAUGGAUCGGAGACAGCGCCACCAUCCCCUGCACUCCAGACAUUCACGUCCCCAAACCCAAGAAGAAAUCCCCGAGAGCGACCGGAGUGGACGACCUGUUAAAACUGGCCAAACAGUUUGACUUCACCAUGUUCCAUCAGGAAGAGGACGAAGUAGAGGCCAUCCACCAGCAGAGUCUGGAGCUUCUGUCUGAGGACAUCCUGGACUUUGAGGACCCCAAGGACGUUUCUGUGGACGCAGCGGCUGAGACGGACGCUCGCCAUCUUCAUCUGGAUCAACACAUGGAUAAUGACUUUGACGUUCUCUUCGAUGAACCGACACAACGUGUCAGUGGAAACUUGAGUCCGCCGGCGUCUGCUCAGGUGUCGCAGGUCAAAGCCGCUCCUGCUGUAGCUCCCUCUGCUGGUGGUUCCACGAAAGGCAGCACGGACACGUUUGUUGAUGACUGGGAAAGUGACGAGCUGCUAAAUGACUCUCUGGUGUUGGACAUGACACAGAAUCCACAGAAGUUCUCCGCCCCCAAGUUCUGCUCCACCCAGAGACUGUCCAGUGACACUCCCACCAGAGGGGGCACUGUCCACACCCAAUUGGCCAUUUCCAAAGCGGAAAAGACAAACAUGUGUCAAAGAGCAACUUUCAGACUAGAGUCAAGUCCUCACCUGUCAGAGAGGAGAACUCACUGUGGCUCAAAAACAGGUGCCGACGCUGAGCAGAGCAGGUUUUUGUACGACGCUGGAUCCCAGCAGCACCAGCAGACGUCAAACGCAGAGAAGUCCAAGGUUUCCAAAACAUCUGUCUCUGACACACAGGACACAGGAGACCUGGACGUCUUCUUUUCAUCGGAGCCUUUGUGGGACGACUCAGCUGACGACGAGCUGCUGUGUGAGGUGUGCGACGACAUGGAGAACCAGAUCCAGAACAAUAAAUGUGCUGAACAGACUCAGAGGACAGCUGUACAGUCAGCCAAUAAGCAGCCUUUACCUCAUAAAGACACACCCACACGUCUCCUCGCAGCUCCGGGUAGACCUGCCUCAACCGUCACUGCAGGUGAACGAGUGAACACAGUGAUAGAAAGUCUGCGACGAGGAGGUGGAGCUAUGUCAGCUGCUGCUGCUGCAGCGCCACCACCAGCACCACUGAGGAACACCAGCAAAGAGGAGUUCACCUUCAAGAAGCCCAGCAACCGGAACCAUUUGACCAACCCAGGGAUGGAUUCAAUUAACGACACACAAGCAGAAAUUUUGUGGCGAGGAGGUGGAGUCCUAUCACCUGCUGCUGCAGCACCACCACCAGCACCACUGAGGAACAACAACAAAGAGCAGUUCAUCUUCAAGAAGCCCAGCAACAAAGUUGUGGGAAAAUGUUCGGCCGCGGAGAUUGAGCUGAAGAAGCAGCAGGCGAUGGAGCGGCGACAACGGCGACUUCAGGCUGCUGCCCACAAACUCACCUGACCCAUCUGAGGGUGGAGCCUCACAGGAAGUGACCACCGUAAGCUCUGUUUGCACUGACGAAAAUAAUCUGGACAUGAUUUCUCUUUCAAAUUGUUUUAAAAUUAAACUUUCUUCACUUUUA